ACCCUCUGAGUAUUACUGCGCAGAUCUCCAAGCGAGCCCAAUUGAUCGAGUUCCUUCUGUAUUCCGGGUUUCGAGUGAUUAGGUUCAGAACUGACGUGCAAGUUGUCUACUGCACUACUACAGACGCCUCUAUCGAGUGUGUCAGCCAAUAACUUCACAAUGCGAGACCUGCCCAAAACAACCGAGGACAUCCUCAACACAGGUAUCAUGGAUCCCGAAUUCGCAGCCGCCUGGGAAGCCCGGGGUUCACCACCGGGCGACAUGCCAACAGACAUCAUCACGCUCAAGCGCAUCGUCGAAGCAAGCCUCUCCAACCUCCAAUCCCAACUCGCGGCAACCCGACCCGCAAACAUCACCGAAACGGAACACUCCAUCCCCCUCAACACAGGCUUCACCUCCCGCCUCCUCAUCUGCCACGCUACCCAGGACCCUUAUACCCCAUCCCCCAUCAUCCUUCUCUUCCACGGCGGCAUCCACGUCCUAGGCCACCCGGAAUUCGACCUUCCCUUGGCCCGCCGCCUCGCGCUCGCCCACAACGCAACAGUCCUGUGCCCCUCCACCCGCAAGGCCCCCGAAUCCCCCUUCCCGUCCAUGAUCGACGACGCCUGGGCGAUCCUCCAAUCCGUCGCUCACGAAGCAUCCGCAGCCCCAACAGCCCGUACCUUCCUUCCUUCACACGCAGACGCACACGCGGGCUUCAUCGUGGGCGGCGCGUCGUCGGGCGCUAACUUUGCCGACGUGGUGGCGCACCUGGCGCGGGACACGGGGCUCUCGCCGCCGCUGACGGGGCAGUUUCUUGUCUGCGGGGCUUUCAUUGACCGCUCGCGUGGUGUGCCGGCGGCGUAUGAGGGGAGGUAUUUGUCGCGGGAGCAGAACAGGGACGCGCCGGUGAUGAACGAGCGGUUUCUGAGCGCGUUUUCCGAGGUUAUCGGGCCGGAGGCUGGGCCGUCCAAGCUUUGGGCGCCGUUUACUUGGAGCUGUUCUGGGGGUAUUGCCGCUGGGCAUAAGGGGAUGCCGAAGGUGUAUUUUCAGGUUUGUGGGAUGGAUAUUAACCGGGAUGAUAGCUUGAUAUAUGAGGGGGUGUUGAGAGAGGAAUGUGGUAUUCUGACGAGGGUGGACAUGUAUAGUGGGUUUCCUCACUGCUGGUGGGAUUCCUAUCCUGAGCUCGAGGCGUCUAAAAGGAGGAUGGAAGAUACCAUAAAGGGAUUUAGGUGGCUGCUGGCUCGGGAUCACGAGGGCUAGGGAAGGAAACCGACUGGACCUUCCACCAGGUCGUAGCUUUGCGGCGCGGUAGGUCGAGGGGCUACCGCGGGCCCACGCAAGCUUACGGAUCAGCAAUGUAGCUAUUCAGCCGAAGGGGCAGGCGAGGUCCGCGGA
Molecule: messenger RNA, 1377 nt
Organism: Chaetomium strumarium
Lineage: Eukaryota; Fungi; Ascomycota; Sordariomycetes; Sordariales; Chaetomiaceae
Product: Alpha/Beta hydrolase protein
Exons: 1
Coding region: 160-1242 (360 amino acids)
Molecular function (GO): hydrolase activity
Source: RefSeq, a predicted model, not a curated record